Messenger RNA from Clonostachys byssicola, 3150 nucleotides. The record is from the annotation of a GenBank genome assembly. NCBI's taxonomy places the organism in Eukaryota, Fungi, Ascomycota, Sordariomycetes, Hypocreales, Bionectriaceae.
AUGGCCUCUCCGGGUGCUGAAGGUGCUGGCAAACAGGUUAGAGCGGAAAACAGAUCAACCGGGAGCCAGUUCCUCGCGGAUGGUCACGGAGACCUGAACGCAGCGAGUGGCAAUGGGAUCGUGUACAAAGAUCACCGCGUCUUCAAUUUCGCGACACCGGGUAUUCCGUUGGGAUGGAACUUGGCCGAGACCUUGAAUGGGAUGGGGAAUGCCCUGCAUCGGCCCCAAAAUGCUGCCAUCUGCGAAUGGCUGAAGAAGCAAAAGGGGUCACCUCCUCUUGACGCUUGUCGACAAUAUUAUGUUGAAACGAAAAGCCAGAUGGUCAAUGGAACUGGCUCAUGGAUUCUACAAAACGAGCAAUUUAGAGCUUGGAAGGAUCCCACGAACCUUUCGACCAAAUUGGCCUUGGAGGGAAUACUUGGGUCAGGGAAAACAAUGUUGGCGACUCAUAUAAUAGACUCCCUAUCACAAGAGAUAAAGGGCCAGGCUGGAGUUGCAUGCAUCUAUUUCUACUUCCACGCGGGCAGUAGCGUGUCCCCUGAUCGCGUUUGGGCGACCUUACUGUACCAACUAUUGCAAUUUGAGAGCCCGAAAGGAAUUACGCCGGACUUAACCUCCAGCUUUCAAGGCUUGACCUCGCUUUGCGCAUCUGAAUACUAUGAUCUUUUCGUCGCCCAGGUGUCAAUGUUCAAUGGCGUGUCCUUGAUAUUCGACGGUCUCGAUACGUGGUCGUCUGAGCAAGCCCAAGAAUGCGUUCAAAACUCAUUAAGAACGAUGCCUGGGAAUGUCAAAAUUCUCUUUACAGCUCGCAGCGAUGCUGUGGCGCGAAGACUUGCAACGAAACAAACCAUUCGAGUUAAACCAUCUGCAUCCGAUGUCAAGGCUUAUAUCGAAAAUCGCAUCGAUGGUCACACAGGAUUGAGCCAAAUACUAUCGAACAACGCUGAUAGGGUGAACGUCGUCGAGAAAGUAGCGGAUAGUGUUUUGAGGAGUGGAAUGUUUCUCUUGGCUCGACUCCAUUUGGACAAGAUAAGCAAACAAGUGCUACUUGCAGAUAUUCACGAGACCCUGCUCCAUCUUUCUCAAGAUUCGGGGUCUGCGUUCAACUCUUGUGUCGCUCAAAUUGUCAAUGAACCAAGGAGCUCUAAAAGCCAGCUGGCAAAACACGUUCUCACAUGGAUCGUCCACGCAAAAGCUAACCCUACCGUUAAGUUGCUACAGGAUAGUUUCGCUAUUCAACGGAGUAAAGGGGCUUGUUCUCGCAAAUAUCGGCCUCCUGGAGAUACUAUGAUCUCUGCCUGUGCCGGAUUGGUGGUUGUUGACCAGGGCCAUCUCUCCCUUGUUCAUGACUCCGUGAAGAAACAUUUAUACGAACAUCAACUGGUCCCUCUGGUGGCAGAUCUAGAGAUAGCCAAGACAUGCCUCAUGUGCCUCUUAUCUGACGAGCCCAGGGACGAGCCCAGAGCUGAUACUGAGCCGGCUUCUCUGCUUUCAUAUGCAGCCUCGCAUUUAUUCUUUCAUCUCGAAAGAAUGAACUACGGCAAACUGGAUCCGGAAACAACUGAGCUCCUGCACGAAUUUCUCUGCAAUAAGGCCAAGCUCACAAGAGCUUUUGAGUCCAUGCCCAUAAUCGAUGACUUGAAAGUUGCUGGAUUGACGGGUUUACAUGCAGCCGUGUAUUUUGGCAACGAACCAUUAGCCAAGGAUAUACUUGAAAGGGGGGCUGUAGAUAUCAACGCCAGAUGCAUUGACGGACAGACAGCAUUGCAUUGGGCGGUUAGACUGAGCCACAUUCAGCUCGUGAGAUUUCUGACAGGCGAGAAGGCAGAUAACAACAUCAUGGACAAAAGCGGAGAUACACCUCUCCACAAAGCUCUCAUGGGUCAUAACAGAGAUCAUCUUGAGCUUGUCCAGAUAUUGAUUGGUGGGGGUGCUAGAAUCGACAUUCGUGGCGCCAAAGGCUACACACCCUUGUCGUGGGCCAUACGAUAUGGACCAACAGAGGUCGCAAAGCUCAUGAUCAUCAGCCAGAAGAACGUGACCUCUGAGGUCGAAAAGGGGUGGACCACUUUACGUGAGGUUUUCUUCCACGGUUAUGACAUUGUUCAGAAUUUUCCACCGGGCGAAUUGAAAACAGUGCAAGAGGCAGUCGAAAGCCACGUGAAGAGCUUGACUGACCUUUUGUUAGACCAGCUCCUGGAUCUCAACCACCCAACAAGUGACGGCUGGCUGCCAUUAAUCCACAUAGUACGGGUGGGGAGCACCAGCAUACUGGAGAAGUUACUCACAAGACAACCAGGCCCUGCUGACCCCAAUCUGAAGGACUCCGAUUUUCACAGAUCCCCUCUUCGAUGGGCCAUGUUGUAUAAAAGGAAAGACCGGGCACGAAUACUCAUUGAUCAUGGUGCAAAUGCCAACGAACAAGACGACGAUGGUUGGACGCCACUUAUCCAGGCUGUGCAAGACAAUGAUCAAGACUUGGUCUGGCUUCUCCUCAACAACGGCGCCUCUCCAAACGCACUAAAUAGGAAGAACACCCCGGCUUUGGUAUACGCUAUUGAGAGUGGCAAUCCUAAUCUCGCGUGGCUUUUGGUCACCCAUGGGGCUGACGUGACGCAACUAAAUAACAGGGCUCUUGAGCUGGCAUUGGAAAAGGACGAUAUCACGACUGCAUCACUAUUGUGCCUCCACAAGGCUAACCCCAACUUUACCAGCCGCGAUGGCAAGACGCAACUGCACAAGGCCUCCUGCAAUGGAAAUGCCAAGGUUGUCGAAUUUCUCCUAAAUCAAGGUGCCGAGGUGGGCCGCAAAGAUAACGAGGGGUCUACUGCUCUCCAUUAUGCAGUGCUUGGCGAUUUUGUCAAAAUCACCAUGCUGCUUGCAUGCCAUGCUUCCCAAAAAGACCUCGAACUUUGCGAUGCUCGUGGAAGGUCGCCUGUUAUUCUCGCAACACAGAACCGGCACACAGCUGUCUUACGCACCCUACUCUGCAAUGGCGCUUCGUGCGAUGUGCGGUGCCCACAGGAACUGACAGCUCUUCAUUACGCUGCAAUCGAACAUUACGACGAGGGUCUUGAGAUUCUGCUGAGGUAUACGGACAAGGUUGACAUUACAGAUCCACGUGAGAUCGAAAUGGCUGCACUCCCUUGA